CAAUAUUUCACUCUGACCUUGUUGAUCAUCGACCAUGGAUCAGCACGCGGCUCAAAUGGGCCAGUCAUCGAUCCUGGGCCCAUCCCACCCCGAGUUUCAACACCACCCCGAGUUUCAACCGCACCUCCAGUAUCAACCGCGCCUCCAUCGACCCUACCCCCAGCAUCGACUCUUACCCCAGUAUCAACUCCAUCCCCAGUAUCAAAUACAUCCUCAACGUUUGGGACCUUACCCUCCGGAGUUGAACCAAGUUGGAUACCAGCCCGUUGCACCAUGUAGCGCCGUCUUCCUACCCACCCGGGGAGCUCAGUGCAGCAGGCGCAGCACCGCCGCGUUUCUCACCAUAAAUAUCCCGAUUUUGAACGUGUCGAUCGCAGCGGCGAAGUCGGGUAUAAAUGCCCCCUCUUGCACUGCCAAAUGGAAAUACUGGGAGCCAGCAUACGGAAACAUUGCAUUCCGCCUCACAUACUGCCUGGAAAUUGCAUGGGAGUCCCGUACAGACACAGACGUCAACAACGAACACUCCCCACCUCCCUGGAAAACCCAAACUCUGACGCUAUCUGGUAAGGCAGAGAGCGUCAGACCAUGGGAGUUCCUGAUGGGUACUUCCCAUGGAUCUGCUUUCGUUGCUUCGAUCCUUCACCUCGCCUCCAACAACACGUCCAACAACACCCCAUGGGGACCCCUCACGGACAUCCCCCAGGGAUGGGCUGGGCUUAUUGACCCUUGUUGGCUUGCCCAUGAUCUGAUCUAUGCUCAAAUGUACGACCUGCCUCAGUGGAUGGAGCGCACUCCAUGGGGUUCUUUCCAGAAGCUUCAAACAGUGUCAUUGGCCUAUGCGCAUGUCAGACGCCCUUUCGAUUCAUCCGCAUUGAUCACAACGGGAUCGCCCUUGCAUGUGGAGGUGCUGAUGUUGUCUGCAUCCUUGCUGCGCCACCCUGUUCCGUGGGUGGCGAGUGGGUUUAUCAAGAGGGGUCCCGGAGAGGAGUGUAUUGUGUCGGAUGAUGUUCGUUUCAAGGUGUCCCGUUCUCGUUUACACUUUAGGUAUGCUCGUGAAGAUUGGCAGAAGGUUUGGGCAUGCGGAUUUGGGCGUUAUGAUUCUAAAGACGACUAGGGGUGUUAUGAUAUGGCUGAUAUUGUAUAUAUGAUUCUAAAGACGACUAGGUGUGUUAUGAUAUGGCUGAUAUUGUAUAUAU
This is a messenger RNA of Suillus clintonianus, 1196 nucleotides long. RefSeq lists its product as uncharacterized. The coding region runs from base 35 to 1114 and encodes 359 amino acids. NCBI's taxonomy places the organism in Eukaryota, Fungi, Basidiomycota, Agaricomycetes, Boletales, Suillaceae. The record is from RefSeq and is a predicted model, not a curated record. The transcript is spliced from 3 exons.